CAGCCUCUUCCAUCUUGGAGUUAAACUGGUGAAAUGUACGAACCCGAGGUAGUCACCGACGAUUCAGAGCGAACCGCUUUCAGGAGAGCGGAGAAGAAGUACAAACUCUAUUACGACCAGAAUCCCAAAUCCAGCAAAAUGAAAAAACAACCCAGGCCCAUAGAUUUGUCGGAAGUCAUCGAUUUCAAGGUCAUACAGGACUCGUUCCAUCGAAAUAGUGAAAUUCCUCCCGGAGUAAUCGUGCUUCGAUGGGAUUUCGAUAGGCCGGUUUUCUGCCUGGAAAAUCGCCCAGGUUUUUAUUUCAUUCCUGGGGCAAUCAGUGUUGAGGAACAAUGCCACUGGAUAAGGGAGAGCUUAACAAUUUUCCCACAGCCUCCUAAUAGAACUAACCACAAUGCAAUUUAUGGGCCUAUAACGAACUUAUUUGUUGCGUCUAGAGAAAGAAAAGUUCUAGUUGAAGAGGAUAUUUCCUGUGCAGAUGAGGAUUCAGUGUCUAGUUCUUUUGUCAGUAGUUUUGAUGGUCUUAGAUGGACAUUUUGUGAGGAAACUGGUACAGCUUCAAGAGGAAAUAGGUCCAAAUCUAUACCAGCAUCUGUUUUACUGCGGAAGUUACGUUGGAGUACUCUCGGCCUGCAAUUUGACUGGUCAAAGCGGAAUUAUGAUGUAUCUCUUCCGCACAACAACAUCCCUGACGCUCUUGCUCAACUAGCUAAGAAAAUGGCAGCUCCUGCAAUGCCAUUGGGGCAAGAAUUCCAGCCAGAAGCAGCUAUAGUGAAUUACUUUGGUUUAGGUGAUACACUUGGGGGCCAUCUUGACGACAUGGAAGCAGAUUGGAGUAAACCUAUUGUCAGCAUGAGUUUGGGUUGCAAAGCUAUUUUCCUUCUUGGAGGCAAGUCUAGACAGGAUCUGCCUCAACCGAUGUUCCUUCGAAGUGGUGAUGUUGUACUAAUGGCUGGAGAAGCCAGGGAAUGUUUCCAUGGUGUGCCCAGGAUCUUCACAGAUGAAGAAAAUUCUGAAAUGACUCCUCUUGAGCCGCAAUUAUCACAUCCAGAUGAUAUUUGUUACUUAGAAUACAUAAGAAAUUCGAGAAUUAACAUCAAUAUCAGACAAGUUUUUUAGUUGAUUUAGUUUCAUUCUUUAUUUUAAUUUCUUUUUGCUGCCCGGCAGAUUUUGAGAGUUCAUUCUCAUAUCUUCCUAACAUUCUUUUCUUGUUAUAAUGUUUAUUAUGAAGUGUCAAAA
This is a messenger RNA of Rhododendron vialii, 1239 nucleotides long. RefSeq names its product alpha-ketoglutarate-dependent dioxygenase alkB. The transcript has 7 exons. Gene Ontology annotation, cellular component: nucleus; cytoplasm. NCBI's taxonomy places the organism in Eukaryota, Viridiplantae, Streptophyta, Magnoliopsida, Ericales, Ericaceae. Gene Ontology annotation, biological process: oxidative RNA demethylation. Bases 34 to 1119 code for a protein of 361 amino acids. The record is from RefSeq and is a predicted model, not a curated record. Gene Ontology annotation, molecular function: broad specificity oxidative DNA demethylase activity; ferrous iron binding; oxidative RNA demethylase activity.